Messenger RNA from Zea mays, 3682 nucleotides. RefSeq names its product protein argonaute 18. Gene Ontology annotation, molecular function: nucleic acid binding. The record is from RefSeq and is a predicted model, not a curated record. Lineage: Eukaryota; Viridiplantae; Streptophyta; Magnoliopsida; Poales; Poaceae. Bases 1566 to 2186 code for a protein of 206 amino acids. The transcript is spliced from 5 exons.
AAAGAUUUGUGUUGGGCAAUUCAACCACCAAAAUUAUUUAGGAACUAGGUGAAAGCCUAAUUCCCUUUCACUCACGAACCAUACUUGGCUCCGGGUUUGUGCAGUGUGCUCUUAGCGGCGUUGGUCAGACCAUCCGCCUCUCUCCUUCCAGCAUCAAGGUAACCUCUCCUUAUUUAGUACGUUUGUAUCAAGAAAACAGUGUUCCAUGUUCCAUCACAAAUGCAAAGAGGGUUCUCACGGAAACAGGAUGCCUCACACCGAUGGAGCUGGCUCUUUGCUACAUAUUAAGCAAAGAGUGUAUUUGUGUUGUUACUGCUUGGACUUUUAAACAUUUGCUCUCUAUAAUAUACUGAUUUAGUCAUAUCUUUUAUUUGUAGUAGGUUGCUUUUAUGGCAUCUUGAUCCAUCAAUUAUUAGGCUUGAUCUCUCAGUGAUGCUCAAGGAGGUAAUUAGAAGGCUCUUGCUUUGCCUGAGAAAGAAAUUAAAUAAUAGGAUGGAAUGACGUACCUUAAACACUCAUAUGGAAUACCCUAUGCUUUUGCUUGCACUGAGUUUUGAUGUGUCCUGAAUCCUAAUUUUGGUCAAUGGGCUUCUCCACAUACUUUUAAUCUUGCAAAUAGAACUACACCAAACAGAAGGGUAUCCUAUGGGAGCAACAAGAUGUUUCUAGAUCUUACAUAUAAGCAGACGCAUCCCUUGUAAUCUAUGUUGUUACUGGUUUUGUAGGAACUUAGAAGAGUUUGCAAUCAUUAAAUCCUUAGCAUGACAAGAAGUCAUCUGUAUAUGCUAUAGCAUUUGUGUCAUCUGAGUUUGGGCCGCGUCCUCUUCGACCGUCUCGGGGAAGAGGUUCUGUGCGAGCUCGUUGGGGUCGACGGUGGGGUAGAGGGAGUUGCCCGUGGCGACGCCGGUGGAGGUGGUGGGUGCGGAGAAGAAAGGGGUGUUGAGAUCAGGGUGGGACUGGUCCACAUCCGGGUAGAGGCUCUGCUUGGCAUUCGAGGAAGCGAAAGCCAUGGUUGCGUAGCUGGUCGGUUGCUAUUUAAUUUUGCAUUCGGUUCUUACUAUGCUUCAGGGAUUAAGUGGUUGUAAUGACAUUGGGGUAGAUCGUGCUAAUUUUGAUUUGAUUUUUUCUACUUUUUCAGUACUUGAUGAUGAGGCCGUCAUGAGGAAACAACUCCACGAGGCGAGAGAACAGCUGGUGAGACAAAGGUAAGAGUGUUUUUUACCUAUAUAUGUUUGCUGACUGAUGGCUGCAGAUAUCUCUUCACAGAAUUUGUUGAGCAACAUUGGUACUAAUAUAUUCACUCUCUCUGUAGUUUGGAGGAAGGAACUUAGAAUUUGCUAAUCCUGAAGAAAGCUUAUUGUUUUUUUCGACUGAACCAACAAUUAUAUUUGGUGCUGAUGUCACUCACCCUGCUGCUCUAGAUGAUACUUCCCCGUCCAUUGCUUCUUUAAGCUCUUUUUCCGUUUACAAUACGGAUAGUACCAUCUUAUUACAAUAACACUUUAUGCCUGGUGGUUCCUUGUAGGUUGUUGCCUCCCAAGACUGGCCCUAGGUGGCUAACUAUAAUGGCAUUAUCCGUGCACAAGGUCACCGUCAAGAGCUCAUCGAUGGGCUGGAAAACAUUGUCAAGUACGAUCAUCAUCACCAUCUCUGAAAUUCAAAUGGCACCCCAUACCCGAUUGAGAGAGUUCCUUAAUUUGCAAAAUAUUUUUAGGGAACUCCUACUUGCAUUCGUGGAACGGUCUAAGCAGAGACCCAAGCAGCUGAUCUUCUACAGGGAUGGCGUAAGUGAGGGCCAAUUCAAACAAGUGCUGGAGCAAGAAAUCCAUGAGAUAGAGAAGGCAUGGACAGCUCUUUACAAUGAGAAGCCAAAGAUCACCUUCGUAGUGGUGCAGAAGAGGCACCACACAAGGCUCUUCCCCAGCAAACCAAAGGAUCGCCAAUACGCGGACAAGAGUGGGAAUAUUCGAGCUGGCACCGUAGUUGAUAAUAAUAUCUGCCACCCAACAGAAUUUGAUUUCUUCCUGUGCGGCCAUGCUGGGGCCAAGGGAACAAGCCGUCCUACGCAUUACCAUGUGCUACGAGAUGACAACAAGUUCACCGCAGAUGCUUACGGGCUGAAUGCAUCUUCUUUUCUAUGCGUUGCAAUUCUGGGUACUUAUCUGGAAGCAGCUUGCUCCAAUUGAACCAGAAAAUUGAAGUUGUCCAUAUCCCUAGAGGUUCUUACAUGUUUGUUUGGUGUCUAUACAGUCCUAAUUUUCUCCCAGUCUUGCAAAUUUCGGGCUAAACUUGAAAGCAGAUACAUUAAACAACCUAGAUACUGCAGAAUACAUGCUUAUGUGUAUGUAUUAUGUAGGUCAUCUUCCUUCAUGUUUGGUGCACUGUGCUCAAAAUUUUAACAUGUCCCAUAUUGUUUUUCUCUCUUUUUACCAACAUCAUGUGAACCCACUCCUUUUUUUGUAACCACGAAAUUAACUCUGUGUAUUUUGCUUGCAAAACCAAUUCAAGUUCAAUUAUGCUACAUUUUUAAUUAGUUACACUUGUAUGUAUGUGCAUUUUCCAUGCAAUUUCAUAGUUUUGCAUUAGUUGUAGGUUUGAAACUGCAUUAGCAUGAUUGCAGGAAUACAUUGGAUUUUAUGUUUUAUCUUGAGGUAACGCCCCAUUUUUUCGAGCCAAUACAUGCAUGUUAACAUUAUGUAAAUUCAUGUAUCUAGGAACCCGCCUGACUUAGUUCAAUAAGAUACACCAAUACCUUGAGCAUGGGUCCUCCACAAUGUAUAAGUUUAUCUCUAAAUUUCUUAAAUUUAGCGUGAUUUAUAUGAUCAGUGUAUUUUUCAUAUAUUUCUUUGCUAAAUUUGUGAGCAGUAAUAUUUCAUACAACAGACACACAUUUUUAUAUGAUCUGUCGGCCUGGCGCUUUUCUUGUCCAGCUUUGCCUCUGGAUGCGUGUGGGUUUUGGUUUGGCGAUGGUUUUUGUGGGGAAAGUGGGGAGGAAGAACAGCAAGAGGUGGUGGUGGAGCCGUGGGAGGUGGAGGGAGGCUGCGCGGUCUUUUAACCGCUUGGCACCAUGCCAUCGCCGACGCCGUGCGGGGCUGCGCCGGCAUCUUCUGCAUGUUCAACACGCCCGACGACCAGGCCCAAUGUGAUGUGAGUACAAGACGGCAGCUUGCUUGCUUUCUUUCUUUCUUUCGCCUCUCUCUCUCUCUCUGCAUAUUAGUAUUAAUCUGGGGGGUUUUCCCCCUGAAGAAACGGAAGCUCGUUUGUAGGAGUGGCUUGUAGGUAGCGCUUACUGCAUAGAAUUGGAUUGGAUUGUAUUUUGCUCUCCUAUACUAGCAGACGCAGCCAGAGCUUAUACCAGCACUGUAGCAUGAACAGGGACCGGGACAGCUGGACAGGGUCAGAGGAGAGGAGAGGAGAUGAGCCGAUCCUUUGCUACCUUUUCUCCCUUUUCCAUGAAUCUCCAUCUUCCUCCUCCCUGGUCUAGGCUGUUUGGUUCGUUCCAGAGGAGGGCUGGGACCCAGACCGCUUACUUCCCCUCCUCCUCUGAUGAUGAUCCAUUAAUGCCACAGCUCAUGUGUGGUGUGGCUGUGACUUGUGAUGAGUGAGCGUGCCCCUUCUUCCUCCUCCAGCCUCCAGCUCCAGGUGCGGUGUGAGGUCCCGCUCCCGCUCCUGUCCUACCAGC